CUGCCAACUACCAAGUACCUUGUAUCUUGGUCCGACAGGGAAACUUGUCCAAGAGGAAGUACUCCCGUGUCAAACAUCAUCACCGUCGGGGACUAUUGAUGAGAAGUUUCAAUCCGAGUUGCUUCUCUGACGUCAUUGACGGAAGAGAGGUCACAGCACUGGGAGACCGAUGAAGGCUACAUCGACAUGGAGCCCGAAAUACCGCAUGAUUUUGGGCUCCUUGCUAUUAUUUCUCAUCUCUUGAUGAAAAAAUUCCGCACAUAUUUCUUGGUGGCGUCAUUUUCUGAUCAUGGUCGGGGCGUACGGUAAAAGGAUCGGGCAAGAGGAAUGAGUACGGCAUUGCUCCGCGGCGAAGCGGAAGAAAGGUUUCAUCUUCACAUAUCCAGUGAUCCAAGUUGCGGAAAAUCCACUCCCCGCAAAAGCUCUAGAGAUUUGCGCGUCAUGAAUGAUGCGCGUCUGGAUUCGAUUUACAAAGCUUUCUUGACGGGUAGAGUCAGUCAACUACGUCACCCAACUGAUAUCCACAUUUAGCUAGCAAAUCGCCAAAACCCACUGGUGGCAACCUACGUCCUCUGUUAUCGAGUAAAGGGGGUAAGGUAUGUGAAUACAAUGCCUAGCAAGCCUGGUGGUACCAUGCUAUCAGCCGGUAUAUAUAAGAAGAGACUCCGGCGGUCCUGAUCGUGGUUAUGUUUGGGAUUUAGGAUUCACCUUUUCUUUUUUUAAUCUACAGAUAAGCAAAUACUUGAUCGUCAUCCAGACACUGAUCAUUAUCGCAUCAGCUCGAUCCUUUUAUUUCUUAACACCCAGAAGAGCAUAUUCCAGUCAUCAGUACCACAACUUCUUAAAAUGGGUUACCCAGAGACUUUCGAGGGCUUCUGCGUCGAUUCUCCCAAGACGUGGAACAAGUUUUCCAAGCAGGAGCUCAAGCCCAAGCCCUUUGAGGACUACGACAUCGACGUGGAGAUCGCAGCGUGCGGUGUGUGCGGUUCAGACAUCCACACUCUCACGGGCGGCUGGGGUGACUUUCAAGGCCCACUCUGCGUCGGCCAUGAGGUGGUCGGUCGCGCCGUCCGGGUGGGCAGCAAGGUCCGGUCCGAGAUCAAGGAGGGCGACCGCGUCGGCGUGGGUGCGCAGGUCUGGGCCUGCCUCAAAUGCAAGGUCUGCGAGAGCAAGAACGAAAACUACUGCCCGCACAUGGUGGACACGUACAAUGCAAAGUAUGAGGACGGCAGCAGCGCCCACGGCGGCUACGCCAGCCACAUCCGUGCGCACGAGUACUUUACCUUUAAGAUUCCCGACGGGCUAGAGACUGAGAUUGCUGCGCCGUUGCUCUGUGCCGGAAUCACGGUCUACUCCCCCCUGUUCCGCGCCGGAGUCGGGCCAGGAAAGAAGGUCGCCGUCGUCGGCAUCGGCGGUCUGGGCCACCUGGGUGUGCAGUUCUCCAAGGCCCUCGGCGCCGAGACGUACGCCAUCACGCACUCCAAGAACAAGGUCGAGGACGCAAAGAAGCUGGGUGCGAAGGAGGUUAUUGUCAGCUCUGAUAAGGACUGGCACAAGCCCUACGCCUUCACAUUUGACUUUAUCCUCAACGCCGCCGACGCCCUGGACCAGUUCGAUCUCCCUGCCUAUAUGUCGACGCUCAACAUAGAGGGCCAGUUCCACACCGUCGGCAUCUCGGACAAGCCCGUGCCCCAGCUCACUGCAUUCGCCUUUGCCCCCAACGCCGCCAAGCUGACCGGCAGCCACCUCGGCAACCACCAAGAGAUGGAUGCCAUGUUGAAACUGGCCGCCGAGAAGAACGUCAAGCCGUGGGUCGAGACGAUCGACGUAUCGGAAGAGGGCUGUAAGAAGGCCGUCGAGGGCGUCAAGGAUAACAAGGUCCGUUAUAGGUACACACUGACUGGCUUUGACAAGGCGUUUAGCCGUUGAGACAUAUAUAGAUGUCUUUUGUAUUUGAUGGAAGGAAUGUAAAUGUAGCAGUGAUGAUACCUUUAGUAUAAUAAUUGACUUUGGUUUCAAUAAAGACAAGAGGAAAAAUGUGAGAAGGUCCGAUAUCACAAAACAUGUAACGUGUAGCGGUUAUGCGAUCGGGUUAUGGAAGAUGUGUUUAACAGUGUACAAUCCAAUACAAAUUGUCAUUUUAAUCUAUGUAGACCUAUCAGUGUUGAACAAAACAAUCAGUCC
This is a messenger RNA of Pyricularia oryzae 70-15, 2184 nucleotides long. Its product is annotated as NADP-dependent alcohol dehydrogenase 6. The transcript has a single exon. The record is from RefSeq and is a predicted model, not a curated record. The coding region runs from base 847 to 1929 and encodes 360 amino acids. Gene Ontology annotation, biological process: alcohol metabolic process. Gene Ontology annotation, molecular function: alcohol dehydrogenase (NADP+) activity; zinc ion binding. Lineage: Eukaryota; Fungi; Ascomycota; Sordariomycetes; Magnaporthales; Pyriculariaceae.